This is a messenger RNA of Rhagoletis pomonella (apple maggot), 1206 nucleotides long. RefSeq names its product putative gustatory receptor 47b (gene Gr47b). Gene Ontology annotation, biological process: sensory perception of taste. Gene Ontology annotation, cellular component: membrane. NCBI's taxonomy places the organism in Eukaryota, Metazoa, Arthropoda, Insecta, Diptera, Tephritidae. The transcript is spliced from 3 exons. The record is from RefSeq and is a predicted model, not a curated record. The annotation marks the transcript as partial.
UUUAAAUGGAUUUAUAUUAUUUUAUACUAUGCCGGUUGUCUAUGUUUUCAACCUGCCCGGAGCGCUCUUCAAUUAACGAGAUUCAACAUUGCCUACACACAUUUCAUAAGGAUAGUUAUAUUAUUGGGUUUUAUAUGGAGUGUGACAAUGAAAAUUUCAAGCAAUGAAGGUUCUAAAGCCAUGAUCGGCCAUCUAUCUCCAGUUCUAAAAUUUGUACUCAUCAUGGAGUGUUUCAUCAGCGCCAUUGCCUUCACAGUAUCCAGUGCAACGAUGGAAAGGAAGAAAUAUAAGCAUCUGCAGCUAACGAAAAGUUUCCAAGACCUGGAUAACCGAAUGGAGAACGAUUUUCCAAAUAUUAACUGGAACUACUACAAGACAGAGCGAAAGUUUACGACGUUUACAAUUUGUGUUAUCGUUUACUUCUAUAUGAUUGCGUUUAUUUAUGUAUACAAAUUAUCAAACUGCAGUUGUGACUAUGCGACAACAUUUGUGCUUGCUUUUAGCCAUGCGACCUGUACAGCGGCUCCAAGUUGUAUAAUUUUUUUGAAUAUAGGAAUGAUGGAUCUACAACGCAUCCGUUAUCGCCUUAUACAACGUCUACUGAAACAACAGUACACGUCUGGAGGUGAUGUUAGAAGACAGGCUGAAUUUCAAUUUCGACUUGCGCGCCUAAUUGACUAUUGCAAAAGCUAUAUUCAGCUAAUUCUACAAAUUAACGAUGUGUUUGGCGUUGUAGGUGGUAUCGAUUUGUUUCAUGAUUUCGUUGUUUUAACAAAUCUUACGUUUCUAAUGUGCCAAAAAGCAACGGAACCAAAUACACGCUUGAAAGAAUAUGUAUUUAUAUUUCUUUUUAUGCUGCCGCGAAUUUAUAAGGUAACAAUCUAUGCAGUAUAUGGAUACGUGACAAAUAAAGAACAAACAAAAUGCAUUCAUGAAGUUAAAAUGUGCGAAAAUUAUUUUAGAGGAUCCAAGGCAAUUAAAAAUAAUUUAGACACAUUCAUUCAUUGGCAAAUGCAAAAUACUUACUCACUAUUGGUUGGAAAGGCGACGUUUUGCAAUCUUACAAUAUUGUAUUUGAUCGUUAAAAGUAUUCUCAGCAGCGUUCUUAUUUUAAUACAGUUGCAGUUGCAGCAGAAUAGCAUUACCAAUCGUAUGAAGAAUCACGGCAUGAUAAAAGAUGUUGAGUUCAUUUAUGGCAAAUCGUAG